AUGACCUUGUGCUUCCUGCGCCGGGAGUAUUGGGUCCCUCGAGGUCGGUCGUUGGUGAAGAAACACAUCAGCCGAUGUGUAAGGUGCACAAGAUGGCGAGCCGCCAUCCCACAGCCUCUCAUGGGCGAUCUCCCGGGGCCAAGGGUCACACCAAGCAGGCCAUUUCUGCACACCGGCGUCGACUACGCCGGUCCGGUUUGGCUGAGGACCUCGAAGGGCCGCGGACACAAAGCUACUAAAGGGUUCAUUGUGGUUUUUGUAUGUUUAGCCUCCCGAGCCGUUCACCUCGACGUAGCCUCGGACUACUCCGCCGACGCUUUUAUCGCAGCCUUGCGCCGGCUCAUCUCAAGGCGAGGGGUCUGCAUCAGCUUAUACAGCGACUGCGGUACCAACUUCGUGGGUGCGGACAGGCAGCUAAACUCUCUCUUCUCCGCCGCCAGUGCCGACGGACGCCGCAUCGCCUCAUUCGCCGCACAGGAGAAGAUCCAGUGGCAUUUCAACCCACCGGCGGCACCGAACUUCGGCGGCUUGUGGGAAGCCGCGGUUAAAUCGAUGAAGCACCAUCUGCGACGAGUCAUCGGUGAUGCGACCCUCACCUACGAGGAGCUGGCUACGCUCCUCUCGCAGAUAGAGGCUUGCCUCAAUUCACGACCUCUGCAGUCCUUGUCCGAUGAUCCUGAGGACGUCGCAGCUCUCACACCGGGGCACUUCUUGAUCGGUUCCGCUCUCUCCGCAGUACCGGAGCCGUCGCUCGAACGAGAGCCGUCGACCCGACUAUCACGCUGGCAGCUCCUGCAACAGAUGAGGGACCAUUUCUGGUCUCGGUGGUCCAGCGAAUACUUACAUACGCUGGCCCAUCGGCCAAAAUGGUCCCAAGUCAACCAGGAGGCUCACGUCGGGCGUCUGUGUCUACUCCGCAGCGAAACCACCCCACCAACGCGGUGGCCGCUCGCGCGCAUCACUCGGCUGCAUCCCGGAUCCGACGGCCACGUGCGCGUCGUCGAUAUACGUACCGCGAGUACGAGUUUAACGCGCCCCGUCAGUAAACUUGUGUUCCUGGGCGGCGACCACGAAACUUUACGAUAA
This is a messenger RNA of Nylanderia fulva, 1086 nucleotides long. The record is from RefSeq and is a predicted model, not a curated record. Lineage: Eukaryota; Metazoa; Arthropoda; Insecta; Hymenoptera; Formicidae.